ACACGGAUGGAUUCUGGACCUCCGAUCUCGCUGUCUCUCUUCGUCAGGGUGAUUAUGAUUUCGGCCACAGCAUCUGCAGUCAACCUUGAAGGGGAACUAUUCAAGGACUUGAUGAAAGGCUACAAUAAGAACAUUCGGCCCAUGGAGAAGAAUGGGGACAUCACGCAAGUCGACAUCAAGAUGACGCUCACCAACCUCAUCUCCCUGAAUGAAAAGGAGGAGGUGCUGAUGACCAGCGUCUGGAUAGAAAUGCAAUGGUGUGACUACAGGCUCAGAUGGGACCAGCCACCCAGGUCUGCUCUGUAUGGGAACAUCAGCUCUGAGCUACGUGUCCCCUCCAAGAGCAUUUGGCUGCCAGAAAUCAUACUGGAGAACAAUGUGGAUGGACAGUUCGAGGUAGCACUUUACUGCAAUGCACUAGUGUCUCCUAAUGGCUGUGUGUACUGGCUGCCUCCUGCCAUCUUCCGCAGCGCUUGCACCAUCACUGUCGACUACUUUCCCUUUGACUGGCAGAACUGCACAAUGGUCUUCCGCUCUCAGACUUACAGUGCCAAUGAGGUCGAACUGGUUCUCAAACAGGAGGAUAACCAUACACUGGAGUGGAUUGAUAUUGAUCCAGAAGCUUUCACAGAGAAUGGUGAGUGGGUCAUCAGACACAGGCCAGCUAAGAAAGUCAUCAACACUCAGUACACAAAGGAUGAGCUUGAGUAUCAGGAGGUGGUCUUCUUCCUCAUCAUUCAGCGAAAGCCCCUUUUCUACAUCAUCAACAUCAUCGCUCCCUGUGUGCUCUUCUCCUCCCUCUGCCUGCUAGUCUACUACUUACCCGCCAAAGCUGGUGGUCAGAAGUGCACAAUGUCUGUUGCAACUCUUCUGGGCCAGACUGUGUUCCUCUUCCUUAUCGCUAAGAAGGUUCCAGAGACUUCGAAGGCAGUUCCUCUUAUUGGCAAGUAUCUGAUGUUUGUGAUGUCAGUGACCACCAUGGUCGUGAUGAACUGUGUGAUAGUCCUCAACGUAUCCCUGAGAACCCCAAACACUCACAUAAUGACAGACAAAGUCCGAAAGAUCCUCCUUAACAUCCUGCCUCGACUCCUGAGGAUGCAGAUGCAACCCUGGACACCAAACAAUGACAACACCUCUGAAACUGUAAAUGGUGAGACUCUGACAACAGGCAGGAACAAUGUGUUCCCGGUUCCCUGCCGACGUCGAAGCUCCAUGACCCUCAUCACUAAGGCGGAGGAAUAUGUGAUGAAAACAGCUCGAUCCGAACUCAUGUUUGCCAGACUCAAAGAAAGAAAUGGAUUGAUUAAAUCAGUAUUAGAGAAGCUACAUGAUGGGCUGGAUGGAGGCACAGCCGAGCAGCUUGGUGCCAGUCUGGCAAAGGCUUCUCCAGAACUGAAGCAGUGUGUGGCCUCCUGCAAUUACAUAGCUGAGACUGCACGACAGCAGAGCAACUUCCAGAAUGAGAAUGAAGAGUGGUUCCUGGUGGCCCGGGUGAUCGACAGGGCUUGCUUUAUUGUCAUGACCUCUGUGUUUUUCAUUGGCACUAUUGGGAUCUUCCUGAUGGGCCACUUCAACCAGCCUCCCUCCUCCCCUUUCCUUGGCGAUCCUAAGAAGUAUCUCCCUCCAUUAAACAAUCUCACUGAUAUAACUGAGAAUGGGAUAGGAGCAGACUUCCUGGGCUGA
Molecule: messenger RNA, 1683 nt
Organism: Xiphias gladius (swordfish)
Lineage: Eukaryota; Metazoa; Chordata; Actinopteri; Istiophoriformes; Xiphiidae
Gene: chrng
Product: cholinergic receptor, nicotinic, gamma
Exons: 12
Coding region: 7-1683 (558 amino acids)
Biological process (GO): nervous system process; signal transduction; monoatomic ion transmembrane transport
Cellular component (GO): neuron projection; postsynaptic membrane; synapse
Molecular function (GO): acetylcholine-gated monoatomic cation-selective channel activity; transmembrane signaling receptor activity
Source: RefSeq, a predicted model, not a curated record